CUUAGGUACCUGAAUACAUUAUAUAACGUAGUCUCGGUACGGGAGGUACAUCAGGUACAAACAGACCCUACCUUACCUAACCCCCAUUACCUUAGAUACCUCCUGGUAGGCUACACCUGCCUGACGUUGCUUGACUGCUGGACGAGCUCCCUCUCUACUACUUCAUCCUCCGAGUCCGACACAACGCAACGCCAUACAUCAUACCGAUCCUGCUACCUCUACCAGCUAAAUCGUUGGUGGCCGACCAUACUCAACUUCUUUACAACUCAUUCCCGUAGUCUCCAUCUGCCAACCUGCUCUCUACUACCCGCGGAACCCGUCGCAAUCCUUUCGCCUUCUCUUGUGUUGCAACGCUGCCAAGAUGCCGCUGCAGGCAGUGAUGAUAGUUGUGGAUAACAGCGAGAGCAGCCGGAAUGGAGACUACACCCCCUCGAGAUUCGACGCCCAGGCCGAUGCGAUUAACAUCGUGUUCGACAAUAUCACCCAAUCCAACCCCGAGUCCUCUGUGGGCUUGAUGAGCAUGGGCGGCAAGGGCCCCGAGGUUCUGUCCACGCUGACGACGGAGAGAGGCAACCUCCUCGAGGGGUUGCACCGCACAAAGAAGAAGAUCUCGGGCUCGUCCCACCUCGCUACCGGUAUCCAGAUCGCCAGCCUUGCCCUGAAGCACCGCCAGAACAAGUCGCAGCGCCAGCGCAUCAUCGUCUUCGUAUGCUCUCCCGUGGCCGACGAGGAAAAGAAGCUAGUAUCGCUGGCAAUGAAGAUGAAGAAGGGCAACAUCGACAUCGACUUCGUCUUAUUCGGCGACCUGGACGACGACGACGUGCAGAAGAAGCUCGAGGCUUUUAACAACGCCGUCAAGACGAACGAGAACUCGCACCUCGUCGUCAUCCCCCCCAGCGGAAAGCUCCUCAGCGACCAACUGAUAACCACGCCCAUCCUGCUCGGAGAAGGGGCCGCGGGCGGUUCCGGCGGCGUGGCCGAAGGUGGCGGCGGCGACUUUGGCGGGUUCGACUUCGACCCUAGCGCGGACCCGGAGCUAGCCCUUGCGCUGCGCAUGAGCAUGGAGGAGGAGAACGCGAGGCAGGCCAAGCAGGCGAAAGCAGAAGAGGAUGCCGCGAAGAAGACGGGCCUGGAGGGCAUCGAGGAGGAGGGCGAGAACCAGCCGCUGCUUAACGAGCGGGGCGAGCCCAGCGGGAGCGGAUCUUCCGAGAAGAAGGAUGGCAAGAAAGACGACGGAGAUAAGAUGGACACGUCGUAGGUGCUUUCCUCGCCUCGAGAGCCGCCCAUCGACGAAAUGGCGCCGCGACGGGGUUACCUGUACAAUAAUGAUAGACUACCUAGGGCUUCCGGCGCUGAAUACGGCGGGGGAAGGGAAAAUACUAUCCCCGCAGGAAGACGGGAUAUCUUCUAUUGAUAACUG
This is a messenger RNA of Durotheca rogersii, 1420 nucleotides long. RefSeq lists its product as uncharacterized. The record is from RefSeq and is a predicted model, not a curated record. Lineage: Eukaryota; Fungi; Ascomycota; Sordariomycetes; Xylariales; Xylariaceae. Gene Ontology annotation, cellular component: cytosol; proteasome regulatory particle, base subcomplex; nucleus. Bases 362 to 1258 code for a protein of 298 amino acids. The transcript has 2 exons. Gene Ontology annotation, molecular function: polyubiquitin modification-dependent protein binding. Gene Ontology annotation, biological process: proteasome-mediated ubiquitin-dependent protein catabolic process.